Molecule: messenger RNA, 1038 nt
Organism: Symbiodinium necroappetens
Lineage: Eukaryota; Dinophyceae; Suessiales; Symbiodiniaceae
Source: the annotation of a GenBank genome assembly
AUGCGUGUAUAUACACGCGUCUUUUUGCAUGCAUCUCUGGCAACAAAAUCCAAUUUGAAUUGUUCGCCUCUCUCUUUGCAUUCCCCAGCAGGCGAAGAGCUUACGUUGUCCGUCCGACGGCCCGAGCAUCGCGAGAUCUCCCUCGUGAGGGAAGGCAACAGCUUGGGAGUCAAGCUGCAUUACAAGAAAUCAUCCCGAGGAGUCGUGAUCAACGAGAUCCUCCCGGAUGGUCUCUUGAAGAAUUGGAACGAUGCCCAUCCGUCUUCGAGAAUAGUGCCUGGGGACCGGAUCCUGGCAAUUGGUGGCGCAACGUCGGGAGCAGAGGACAUGACAAAGAUGUUGUCCACGGACGACAAACUGGACCUCACGAUCCUGCACUAUGGCCAGGCAAUGCAGGAGCACAGCUUUCGACGGCACGCCAGCGAAAAGCAGCCCAAAGCGUCUCCGGCACAUCUUCAGGGAUUGCGAAACAAUGUACUUCAUUUCGCAAACCGCGGGCGUCGUCUGGACCUCCACGACGCUCUGGCUCAGCUCGACGGUGAAGUGGAGACUUCGGCGGCCGAGGCCUCGCGCUGCUUCGAAGCUGCCAAGGCCAAACUGGAGGUGGCCAUUGCGAAGGUCCUUGCCGAUGCUGGCCGUGAGGGCCGUGGCAAGCCGGACGGUCAGGCAAAGGCCGUUACGCCGCUGGGCUGGGUGGAGAAGGCGCUGCGGGAUCUUGCCCAGGAGGUGGAUCCACAGAAGCAUCGCCGUGGCGGCGGCUUCAAUGCCGGGUGGGUAGCGGAAACCUUCGCCAAGUUGGUUGGGGGCACGCCCGUGACUCCGCGAGGAACCUGCCGGGCCGAUGCCCUGCUCCAGCCAGCUCCUGCUGCCUGGGAGCACCCGCAGGGCAAGGUGGGUGGCUGGGUGGAUGAGGCCUUUGUCGCCCUGAUGGAUGAUUGCAAGCUCAAGGAACUUCCGUCCAGGAGCCUUUGUGAAGGUGUGGGUGCCUUGCAGAGGCUGAAGUCGCUUGGAGGAUGGGCUUGGGUGGCCUUCGCCUAG